Alternaria triticimaculans is the source of this 1341-nucleotide messenger RNA. RefSeq lists its product as uncharacterized. The record is from RefSeq and is a predicted model, not a curated record. Lineage: Eukaryota; Fungi; Ascomycota; Dothideomycetes; Pleosporales; Pleosporaceae. The transcript is spliced from 2 exons. The coding region runs from base 1 to 1341 and encodes 446 amino acids.
AUGGCCUACCCCACGGGAAAACUCCCUUGGACAAAUUCGCUGUCGGGACCCGGUUCUACCUCUGGCAACCAGUCAGUAGAUCACACCGAGGACGAGCUAGGUGAACGUCCGGCCUCCGACUCGGCUUCCUCAUCGUCAGCUCACGGUUCUGCCUCUGGCGAACAUCCAGAUGAGCCCUUCAUCGGCCCGCUCCCUGAAGGCGCAGACUGCCCGACGUCCUCAUUGCCAAGUCACGGUUCUGGCCUCAGCGCUGUACCGUCCUCAUCGUCAGAUCACCAACCAGAUGGACGCAACAAGAACGCGCUUCCUGAACGUACAGAUUCACUCGCAGAUCCUGGCGGCCCACGGAAAAUAGGGACGGACUUAUCAAACAUGACGGAGGAUGAGAGAAGGGAAUGGGCUUGGAACAUUGCCGACCCCAAUCGCAGACCCAAAUCCAAACCCGUCAGGCCCGACCCUAACAGCCACUACGUCUCUCCUGAGGCGAUGUACGAUCUCACCAAAGAUAUAAACCUGAGACCCAAGGGGCAUUCGAGCGGCAAGUGGCGCUGUUGCAAGUGUAACCGUCGCCACAAGGUCUACGUUCAACCACACAUCCACCCACUCCACGUUCUGAGCUGCGAAUGUACCCACCGAUCGUGUGCUAAGUGCAAACUGGAGGAACAUCCUGCCAAUUAUCCUGCGCCAACCCGGCCACAACGGUCUCCUCGGGUUCUGGUCAAACAGUUCCAACCGAUGAACGACCCGGAGGUGAUCCCUUUGUCUGAGGACAGCGCCAGGGCUAUACGAUUUGGCGUCGUCUGCGAAGGCUGUGGUCGAUCGUGGCUCGCACGGAGAGUCCCAGUCGAGUACAAGAAGAUACCGAAGAAGUCGCUCCUGGAACGUCUACCUACGCUCCCCAAGUUCCCAAAAAAGCGCGGUGGUGGUGCACCCACUUUGCAGGACCUGCGAUCUAGUCGAUCGAUGAGCAAUCUCCACGAUCCUACUCAGUCACGUUCUCAGGCUGCGCCGCCGGCCGCUUCCAGGUCCAGCUUCGACCUCCAAACCCUUCGGAAGACGAUGAAGAAAAAGCAUGGGGUACAAGCUGAGCCGGUUCCUGUCAAGUUCGUGGGCAUCAAGUGUCUCUGUACUAUGACUACUGCAGACACUUCGCUCUGUUUCCAGAUCAUGGAUAAGCCGGAGGACCACAACCAUACCCAGUUGGCGAAUCAGGUGGCCGCGCGCAAGCCGGCUGGCUUUGGCAGCACACCGGCAGACACUGCGAGAGGUCAUGGUACCCCGACCUUGAAGUUGAGGGGAAAGAAGCACGAAAACCCGCUCAUGAGCAACCUUGUCGCCUAG